GUGAACCCUGACCCUGAUCUGGAUCCUAAUCCUGACCCCAAUCCCGGCCAGGAACUGGGAUGGACUGGGGGGAACUGGGAUGGACUGGGAAUGGAGAUUUGGGUAACUGGGAUGAACUGGGAGGGACUGGGAUGGACUGGGAUGGAGGAUCCCAUGGAAAUUCGGGAUCUUAUGGAGGAGACUCUGGAUCCUACGGGAAUUCGGGAUCCUAUGGAGGAUCAGGAUCCUCUGAGAAUUCGGGAUCCUAUGGGGGAGGCUCUGGAUCCUAUGGAAAUUCGGGAUCUUACGGGGGAUCGGGAUCCUCUGGGAAUUUGGGAUCCUAUGGAAAUUCGGGAUCCUACGGGGGAGACUCUGGGUCCUCUGGGAAUUCGGGAUCCUACGGGGAAUCGGGAUCCUCCGGCACCUCGGGAUCCUACGGAAAUUCGGGAUCCUAUGGAAAUCCGGGAUCCUAUGGGGGAUCCAGCUCAGGAUCCUACGGAUCCGGAUCAGGCCGGCCUGGAUCCCAAGGGGGAAUUGGAUCGGGAUCAGGCAGACCCGGAUCUGGAUCUGGAUCAGGAUCGGGAUCAGGCAGACCUGGAUCUGGAUCGGGAUCUGGAUCAGGCAGACCCGGAUCUGGAUCAGGAUCAGGAUCGGGAUCAGGCAGACCCGGAUCUGGAUCUGGAUCAGGAUCUGGAUCAGGAUCUGGAUCAGGAUCGGGAUCGGGAUCAGGCAGACCGGGAUCCCAAGGGGGAGGCGGAUCCGGCUCCUACGGGGGAUCCUCGGGAUCCUACGGGGACGAUGAUGCGGGAUCCUACGGAAAUUCGGGAUCCUACGGAGGGGAUACGGGAUCCUACGGGGGCGGAUCGGGAUCCUACGGAAAACCAGGAUCCUAUGGAAAACCGGGAUCUUACGGAAAUUCGGGAUCUUAUGGAGGAAAGCCGGGAUCCUAUGGAAAUCCGGGAUCCUAUGGGGGAGGAUCAGGAUCUUAUGGAAAACCUGGAUCCUAUGGGGGUGGAUCAGGAUCCUAUGGAAAACCAGGAUCCUAUGGAGGAGGAUCAGGAUCUUAUGGAAAACCGGGAUCCUAUGGAAAUUCGGGAUCCUAUGGGGGAGGAUCAGGGUCGUAUGGAAAACCUGGAUCCUAUGGGGGAUCGGGAUCCUAUGGAAAACCUGGAUCCUAUGGAGGGGGAUCGGGAUCCUACGGAGGAGGAUCGGGAUCCUAUGGAAAACCUGGAUCUUAUGGGGGAGGAUCGGGAUCUUAUGGGGGAGGAUCGGGAUCCUAUGGGGGAUCAGGAUCCUAUGGAAAACCUGGAUCCUAUGGGGGGAUCCUAUGGGGGGUCGGGAUUCUCCGGGGGGGAUUUGGGAUCCUCCGGGGGAUCCCGGCAGCGCCCCGGCUACAAAAACCCCGGGAUCCCCUUUGUGCCGGGGCUGCUGCACCCGGCCCGAACCGGGGGGAGCUUCCCAAUCCGCCGGGGACCGGGAUCCGGACCGGGAUCCGGAACACAGGGAUCCGGACUGGGAUCCAGACUGGGAUCGGCCUCGGGAUCUGGUCUGGGAUCCAGGCUGGGAUCAUCACAGGGAUCCGGAUUGGGACCUGGAGUGGGAUCCGGCUCGGGAUCCGGCUCCGGAUCCGGAUUGGGACCUGGAGUGGGAUCCGGCUCGGGAUCCGGCUCCGGAUCCGGAUUGGGACCUGGAGUGGGAUCCGGUUCGGGAUCCGGCUCCGGAUCCGGAUUGGGACCUGGAGUGGGAUCCGGUUCGGGAUCCGGCUCAGGAUCUUCCCAGGGAUCCUCCCAGGGAUCCGGGCCCGGAACCGAUCCGGGAUCCAGCUCCAGGGACGGGGACGGCUGCGGGGGGUGCCGGAAGAUCCUGGAGGAUCCUGGGGGAUCCCAGAAGAUCCUGGAAGAUUCUGGAGGAUUCCAGAGGAUUUUGGAAGGUUCUGGAGGAUUCCAGAGGAUCCCGAAGGGUCCCAGAGGAUUCCAGAAGAUCCUGGAGGAUCCCGGAGGAUUCCAGAAGAUCCUGGAGGGUUCUGGGGGGUUCCAGAAGAUUCCGGAGGAUCCCAAAUAA
Messenger RNA from Pseudopodoces humilis (Tibetan ground-tit), 2040 nucleotides. The record is from RefSeq and is a predicted model, not a curated record. NCBI's taxonomy places the organism in Eukaryota, Metazoa, Chordata, Aves, Passeriformes, Paridae.